Messenger RNA from Hydatigera taeniaeformis, 4122 nucleotides. The record is from the annotation of a GenBank genome assembly. NCBI's taxonomy places the organism in Eukaryota, Metazoa, Platyhelminthes, Cestoda, Cyclophyllidea, Taeniidae.
AUGACGACCUACACCUGUCGCACCUAUUAUCUUGAUGACAGAGAUCCAUUUGAUUACACAAAAUCCGGGUUUUUGGAACCUCCGAAGCCACCCAGAUUUGCUUUUCUUACCGAUGUCUGUUUGCGAACACAACUACCAGGACUUCAUAAAAUUUUGGAAGCUCCGCAUCAAAUCGAAAAUUGUGUUUUGCAAGUCUACCGAUUUGGAGCUGAACAAAAUUACUUCGGCACCUACCUAGACAUGGAUUCCACCCUUCAGGAGCAGUGGGAGGAAAUAAAGGGUGUCACGGACGAAGCUGACUCAAUUGCGAUCGUUUUGCGUACAAAAUCCAUCGUUCGUGUUCAAGCCAUCAUAAAUCGCCUCUACUCCGCAAAGGGUCAGGAGCUCCGAAGAGCCCUUUAUUCCCUGAAACAAAUAUUUAUGAACGAUAAGGACCUCGUUCAUGAGUUCGUCACCCACUCAGGUUUGACGUGCCUUGUCGCAGUGGGCUCCCAGUCGGAACACACUCACCAGAACUACAUCCUACGAGCUUUGGGUCAACUCAUUCUCUAUGUGGAUGGGAUGAAUGGAGUGAGCGAGCACCCAGAAACGAUACGGUGGUUGUACUCCCUUCUCUCCUGCAAGUUCUCGCUGGUGAAGAAGACUGCCCUUCACCUCCUUUCCGUGUUUGUUGGCUACGCGGAUACCAAUGCUAACAUCUUCGUGGAGACCGUUGACGACUUCCACAGGUCCUCAAGUAAGUUCACCUUUGCCAUUGACCGUGGAAUUCUCAACAACAAGGUUAUGCAUUGGCAAAUGGGACAGCAACCUGAGAAGAGGAACGGAACCCUUCCCUUGGAUUUUAAAAACCUCCACCUCAAUAACUCAGACGUAAUUAAAAGCAACGGUAAACCCUGGUCCUACCUCAUUGACCUCCUGCAAAAUGAAUCGGGAGACUUGGAGUUCAGUCGGCUGACAAUGCUGUUGAUUAACAAGGUUCUGGCAGCAGUUCCAGAUCAGGAGACGUUCUACGAUAUCACAGACUGUUUAGAGGAUCAAGGCAUGAAAUUGAUCUCGGAAAAACUUCUUAAAGAGCCCACCACCGACCCUAUUCUCGUGGAACAAUUACGAAUCUAUGAGGCCAGUUUAAUCUUCGAGGAUGGUGGGUCGAGGAGUCAAGUGAAUCUGGGCGAAAAGUCGUUGGACACUAUACGCCAAACUCCACGACCUAGUAGAGCUGAAUUGGCUGGCAAACCCACGGAGACGGUGGCUUCGGAUACACCAAGAAAGCGUAGAUCUCGACGUUUCCAUCCCGAUGAAAGUGGCACUGUUGUCAACGGAUUUGAGGAAAGAAAAACUCACGCGCGUCGGGUGACUGACAAAAUAAUCGCUGACUCUCGAAGGCACACCGCAGAGCUUCAACGCCAGACCGUGAGAGAUCUGUAUGAAAACCUAAUUGUCAAUGAAAGUCCUGUGGAAGAGGAGCCGGGAGAAGAAGCCUUUUCUUCCACCACACCCCAAAAAGAAGCAUCACCACAACUCCAACCACAACCACUGCCAGAAGAAAGGAAGGAGGUGACAGAAGUAAACAGCGAUAUAGACGACAGCCCCGCCGAACGCUACAUUAGCGUUACCACAGGUAGUAGUGAGGACACGGACAAGGUAGAAGUUGUGCGGAAGGAGGCGCCUAAAUGCAGUGCUCUGGUGCCCUAUUCUCAACAAUGCUCCUCACGGUUGAGUGAUCUUGUCCACAAAUUCGAAGACGAAAAAUCGGGAGAUGUGGCAAAAGAGAACACAGCAACUUCCAACGACUCUUCCGCGCUGCCUGAGCUAAAACCAGGAUUGAUUUCCGCCACUAAAGAGAAGUUGGCAGCCACAAUCGGCCGCUUACCCACGGGUCCUGCACCAGCAGCAGCAACUGAUGCUGCUGUGGAGAAGGUAAUUUUUGCUCUAGAACCUAGUGGUGAACUUUUUUCUGCUAUUCUACUUGGGCAAAUAUUAUCACUCGUGCAAGCGCAAGAAAAACCAGAACCACCAAAGUUAAAGGGUGUGGACUACUUUUGGAUGGACCACGAGAAGAAGGUGACCUCACGACCACUGCGAGUGAAGGAUAGGGAAUUUCAAGACCUCGAGAGCUCAGACGACGAAUCGGCGCCAACUUCAGCGGGUGGCACAAAAGUGAAUGGUGGAAUUCCACCACCACCACCGCCCCCACCGCCUCCUCUCCCUGGGAUUGGGGGUCUUCGUCCCCCUCCGCCUCCACCACCUCCCCCACCACCCACACCUGGUGGUAUUCCACCACCUCCUCCCCCUUUUGGUAAAUCCACCUCAACCAACAGUCUCCUUAGCAGUCUUCCACCUCCCCCGGGGGCGCGCAUCCAGAAACAGACCCGUACUAUGCGUCUUCAUUGGACAGAAUGGGUGCCCAAGCCUAAGGAUGUCGAGGCCCUCACCAAAGCUGCUAAAUCAAGCAGCAAGGAUAGGGUAGACUUCAAGGUCGCAAAAAAAGCACCUCUCAAUCCUACAGAUAAGGAUGAGGAGACCAAAAAGUUUGUGGAGGAGUUGAAAACCUCCACUAUCUGGAGUCAUGUGGUUCCAGUGACUCUGGAUUAUAAGCAUCUGGAGGAGUUGUUUGAGAAUAAAGUGACAGAAAUCAAAGUCAUGAAGCACGACACAGCAAAUAAGAAGAUUGAGAUUCUUGAUAUAAAGCGCUCCAAUGCUAUCAACAUCGGCAUGAAGGUCUUGCCACCACUGCGAACCAUUAGCAGUGCAUUGAUCAAGAUGGACUCCUCGGUGAUCAAUCGUGAAGGCAUCGAGCAACUCCUCAACACCAUGCUGCCAACCGAUGAGGAGCGGGAGAAGAUCAUGGCUGCCAAACGCGAACACAGUGAUAUUCAGCUGGGCAAAGCUGAAGAGUUCCUUUUAACGCUUUCUGAAGUCUCCCAUCUUAAAGCUAGACUAGAGUUGUGGCUCUUCAAGCUUGACUACGAGACGAUGGAGGCAGAUAUUGUCGAUCCUCUGACCGAUCUCAAACAAGCGGUGUACGAUAUCCAAGAAUCUCAGACUCUUCGAUGCAUUCUCUCUGUCAUACUCGCAAUGGGAAACUUUCUCAAUUCCAGUGAGUCCUGGGGCUUUAAUCCAGAGUAUUUGGACCGACUUCCAGAGGUGAAGGAUACCAAACACAAGCAUAGUCUCCUUCACCACGUCUGUCAGACAGUCCUUGAACUCUUUCCCGAAAGCACAGACUUGCACUCAGAGAUGGGCGCUGUAUGUCGAUGUCAUCGGGUGGAUUGGGACGAGCUGGACAAGAGAUUAGAGAAGGUGGAGAAUGAUUGUCGACGAGCUUGGGAGCACUAUCAAACUAUUUACUGCAACACAAACCGCAACUUUGUGAUCAAUAACAAGUUGGCCGAUUUCAUAGCAGAUGCUGCUGACAGGAUAAUUGCGAUGAAGAUUGUCAAACGACGAACUGUAAAACGAUAUCGCCAGCUCCUCAAUUACUUGGGUUUCCCUCCAGCCCGAGCUGAGACCAUGGCUAUAGGUCACUUCUGCCGCAUUCUAGCUGAGUUUUCUCUUGAAUAUCGGACCACACGGGAACGAAUUCUCGAGCAGAACGCGAAGAAGGCAAAUGACCAGGAGCGCAAGCAAACUCGCGGCAAGCUCAUCGAUGACGUCCUCACCAUGGACGAUGGCUGUGUCCAUGCGACGCAUAACGUACCAAAAAUCCGCACAACUCCUCCAGUAUCAAAGCAACAGGCGGCUGACGAUAUGGAAUUACGGCAGGUGCUUUCGAGUAGACGCGAGUCUAGUGAGUCCUCUUAUCCCUUCUUGCCUCGAUUGGGACCGAACACUCGUCGCAUGUGUAAUAGCUCGACUCUCCUUGCCAACUCAAAGCGUCAUCGCGAGCGCGGUAUAAGCCCUUGUUUACCCAGCUCAGUGCUGGAUGUGACCGGACGAAAUGAUCGCGAACAUCGUGAAGGCAGUGUCCUACUUGACGCCUGUGAUCGUGCCUCUUCUCUCGCCCCUUCUGGUGGCACACUUGGACGACGUGGUCCCUCUAAAGAGCGUCGACGUGUGCAAGAACGUACUCGACAAGCCAGUAGGUCGCUUUUUAUAAGUAAACGUAGUCACACUACUAUUUAA